Pygocentrus nattereri (red-bellied piranha) is the source of this 924-nucleotide messenger RNA. RefSeq lists its product as uncharacterized. The coding region runs from base 100 to 603 and encodes 167 amino acids. The record is from RefSeq and is a predicted model, not a curated record. The transcript has 4 exons. Lineage: Eukaryota; Metazoa; Chordata; Actinopteri; Characiformes; Serrasalmidae.
AGGAGAGCCCGCCUUCAGCUGCUUGUACUCACAUGAUUUGCAUUUAUUUCUCUGCGUGAUUCUCUGAGUUGAGAAAUUAGAAACCACUCAGAGCACAUAAUGAACAAAAUGAACGCUAUCCUGAAGCUGCUGCUGCUGGCGACAGUGACUCUACUGGUUUCUGCUCAGGAAUGGAAUAAUUAUCAGAGCUUGCCUGAAUCAUACAGAACACACAUUGACAAGGCACUGCGUGAUGCCAAUAAAAAAUUUGGGGGUCUUCAUCAUGUGGCCUAUGAAAAGCUCUUGUCCACCCCAAAGAUUACAGACUAUAACCUGUAUGUAAAUGUGCGACUGAUAGUCACUACAUGCAAGAAAGAGCCAAAUAAAGGAUUUGCACAUCGAGAUGACUGCAUUACCCAAAAACCUAAAACGCCCUGGAUUGACUGUCUUGUAUGUAAGAAAGAAAACGGUGGAGAACUUAUCGACUGUGCAAGACAAGUUGAUGUCAGAAGUGGAAGAGACAUUCGAAAACAUUGUGCUUACCGGACACAUGGAGGUGCAACUGUGCUGUCUCAGAAAAGUGGGAAUAGUAAGCAGGAGCUUGGAUGUCUUGGGUGUGUCUGACUUUGAGACCCCUAAGCAGCACAUAGCAAACUGACAAAAUACAGAUUUCAGCUGUGAAUGAAGAGGAUUAUAUACGGAUCACCAUAUUAAAAAGCACCUUAGACAGAUGACUUUUAUGAGAAUUGGAGCAUUUUGUAUCAGUUUCAAAUUUGAAAAACACCUUUACACUAUAUUAAAAUGUCAUGAUAAAUGGACCAAUAGAAAUGGCCUAAAAUUAAACUUUCUCCAUUAAUGUCCAUUCAAGACUAAGAAUUUUUUUGUUCUUCUCCUGUAAAGUAACCUUUUUUGAGAUACACUUUCCAAUAAAGACCAUUAUUCUCA